AAAUUCAUUCAUUUUUGUAAUUUUUACCCUCACUUACAGAAUCGAUAUCCAGAUUAGCAUCAAAUACAUUCGUCGGGAUUGGUCAAUAUCCAAUCUCAAUUUCUCAAUAUAGCCUGAAUAUAAAUCAUAAACUUUUUCAUCACUUGAUUAUUUUUUCUAUGGUGUCUCUGUGGUUCAUAGAGUGGCUCUGUAGUGGAUCUUGAUAUUGUUGAUUGUAUAUCAUUUGUAGGUUAUUUUGUCGUGUGAGAACUAUUUUAAAACUAUUUCGUGAAAUCAUGUUAUAUAAAUGUAUCUUGGUAAAUUUGUAAAAUAUUUAGUACGUUUCAAUUGAUUGCUUUGUGAUCCUAUAAUUUUAUAAUAUAAUGCUGUUUUUUUUCUGCGACGAUUAUUGAUGUCGUGAUCAGAUCCUUUACUGGAGAUAAUAAUAUUCUACUGAAAUUUAGUUGAAUAUAUUGAAAAAGGAUGUCAGAUGACUCGAACUUGUAUAGAUUAGACGGAACUGAAGGAAAUCAAGCAGGAGGCUUGAUCAUUCGUAAGAAAGCUUCAGAUCAUACUUUUAAGAAGCCUUCUCUGUUAGGCCUCGAGAAGCUUGCAGAACGAAAAAGAAGAGAACAUUCGCAGGAACCUACUAGCUCAAAGUCUGACAGAUAUGAAGGAAAAGACAGGAGAUAUCGAUCUUAUGAAGAAGAAACUCCUACUCACACUGGUGGUGUCAACUCUGAAGCACAACGGAGAUUAGAAUCACGACUCAAACGUCAAAGAUUAAAUGUAGAUGAUAGAGGCUUUAGAAGUUCACACAGGAGUCGUGAGAGAGAUAGAGACAGACGAAGAGACAGGGACAGGGAAAGUCGGGGUAGAGAUAGUAUGAGGCAAACGCCUCUUAGAUUCAAAGAUGAACCCCAGACACCCAAAUUCCGAAUGAAAGAUCCUACUUCUAAGAGUAAUUGGGAUGACGACGAAGAUGAAGAACCACGACGAUCAAGCUGGGAUCAUCCAACACCGAAUAUUUAUAAUAAAGAUGGUCGCGACAGCAUCAGAAGUGAAUUUACUCCUUCCUACAAGUACAAUCCUUGGAACAAAGAUUUUAAGAAUUCUGGUAUCACUCCAAUGGUAGAUGGGGAAGAAAAGCAAUUGUGGGAGGAAGAACAGCAAAGAUUAGAUAGAGAAUGGUAUGCAUUGGAUGAUGGAGAGAACAAUGCUUUUGCCAACGUGUCCGAGGAAUACACAAGAAAGAAGGAAAUGGAGCUGGAGGCCAGGAGACAGAAACGCCUUUCCGCACAACAACGACAGAUAAAUAAGGACAAUGAAUUGUGGGAGCGUAACCGUAUGUUAACAUCGGGAGUUGUGAGCUCGUUGGAUCAUGACGACGAUCCCGAUGACGAGGGUGAAGCGAGAGUUCACUUGUUGGUCCAUAACGUGGUCCCGCCAUUCCUGGAUGGUCGCAUCGUGUUCACGAAACAACCAGAACCAGUUGUACCUGUGCGCGAUCCCACUUCUGACAUGGCCCUGGUAGCGAGGAAAGGCUCAGCGCUGGUCAAGGCAUAUCGCGAACAAAAAGAAAGACGUAAAGCACAGAAAAAGCAUUGGGAAUUGGCUGGAACGCACAUUGGUAACAUUAUGGGUGUACACGAUCGACGUAAAGACGACAAGGAGCAUGCGGGACAAGAAACGGAUUUUAAAGCCGGACAGAAAUACGCACGGCACAUAGGAGCAGGAGAGAUAACGGGGGAAGCUAAACACAGAUCGAUUCAGCAUCAAAGAAGAAGUCUCCCCGUAUUCGCAGUACGCCAAGAAUUGCUAAACGUUAUCAGAGAGAAUAGCGUCGUUAUAAUAGUAGGUGAAACAGGUAGCGGUAAGACGACUCAAUUGACGCAAUAUCUUCAUGAAGACGGCUACAGUCGUUAUGGUAUGAUUGGUUGUACUCAGCCUCGAAGAGUUGCUGCUAUGUCUGUUGCAAAAAGAGUGUCUGAUGAAAUGGCAACUGCUCUAGGCGACAAGGUCGGAUAUGCGAUACGUUUUGAAGAUUGUACUUCGAAAGAUACAAUCAUCAAAUAUAUGACUGACGGUAUUCUACUGAGAGAAAGUUUAAGAGAAGGAGAUUUGGAUCGUUAUAGUGUUGUUAUAAUGGACGAAGCUCAUGAACGGUCGCUUUCCACCGAUGUAUUAUUCGGUCUUCUUAGAGAGGUUGUCGCUAGACGGCAUGACUUAAAAUUAAUAGUAACUUCCGCAACGAUGGAUUGCAGCAAGUUCUCCGCUUUCUUCGGUAACGCGGCAACAUUUCAAAUACCUGGACGCACAUAUCCCGUCGAGGUGCUGCAUGCGAAGAAUCCAGUGGAGGAUUACGUAGAUGCGGCUGUCAAGCAAGUAAUGCAGAUUCAUUUGCAGCCUAAGAGCGGCGACGUACUGGUUUUCAUGCCUGGCCAGGAGGACAUUGAAGUUACUUGCGAAGUUCUGAAGGAACGUUUAGCUGAAAUCGAAUCAGCACCUUCUCUCUCCAUACUGCCCAUUUAUUCCCAAUUGCCGUCGGAUCUGCAGGCAAAGAUCUUCCAAAAGUCUGAGGAUGGUCUUCGCAAAUGCGUUGUGGCAACUAAUAUAGCAGAAACAUCGCUGACAGUCGACGGAAUUGUUUUUGUUGUCGAUUCUGGAUACUGUAAACUGAAGGUGUACAAUCCUCGAAUAGGUAUGGAUGCUCUGCAAGUAUAUCCCGUAUCGAGAGCCAACGCCGACCAACGGCAAGGGAGAGCUGGUCGUACCGGUCCUGGUCAGUGCUACAGAUUGUACACGCGGAGACAAUAUUUGGAUGAAUUAUUAUUAACUGGAGUUCCCGAGAUACAACGUACGAAUUUAGCUAAUACGGUGCUCCUGCUGAAAUCAUUGGGAGUACAGGAUCUAUUAGCGUUCCAUUUCAUGGAUCCGCCGCCACAGGAUAAUAUACUGAACUCGUUGUAUCAGUUGUGGAUUUUGGGUGCGCUCGAUCACACUGGACGCCUUACCGCUCUCGGCCGGCAAAUGGCCGAAUUUCCUUUGGAUCCGCCACAAUGCCAGAUGCUCAUAGUCGCCUCACAACUCAACUGCACCGCGGAUAUCCUCAUUAUCGUCUCCAUGCUGUCAGUUCCAUCAAUUUUCUAUCGACCCAAGGGACGCGAAGAAGAUUCGGAUUCGGCGCGUGAAAAGUUUCAAGUACCGGAAUCAGAUCACCUAACAUAUUUAAACGUGUACAAUCAAUGGAAGGCAAAUGGUUAUUCAAGUUCCUGGUGUAACGAUCACUUUAUACACGCGAAGGCGAUGCGUAAGGUGCGAGAAGUACGGUCGCAGCUCGAGGAGAUUCUGAAACAACAAAAAAUGGACGUCGUCAGUUGCGGUACCGACUGGGAUAUCGUGCGAAAAUGCAUCUGCUCCGCCUAUUUUCAUCAAGCAGCACGUUUGAAGGGUAUCGGCGAAUACGUCAACUGUCGUACUGGAAUGCCGUGCCAUCUUCAUCCCACUUCCGCGCUAUUUGGCAUGGGCUUUACGCCCGAUUACGUCGUAUACCAUGAGCUCGUGAUGACCGCUAAGGAAUACAUGCAAUGCGUCACCGCGGUAGAUGGUCACUGGCUGGCCGAGUUGGGUCCCAUGUUCUUCAGUGUGAAGGAGACCGGUCGGAGCGGUCGCGCGAAACGACGGCAAGCGAUGCAGCACCUUCACGAGAUGGAGCAUCAAAUGAAAGAGGCCGAAGAGGAGAUGAAGGCACGUGCCCAGGAGCAACUCGAACGCGAACAGGCGUCGGUCCGGAAGAAGGAAAUAUUAACGCCUGGCAUUAGGGAACCGGGUACCCCCGCUCCCUAUCGCAACACUCCCGGAAGAUUAGGAUUGUAAUUAGUUUUCCUAUGUAUAAUGUGUAUAAUGUUUUGACACGAGUGCUGUUGCAAAUAUCUUAUUAUCUGCCAAAAGAAAAGCGUACAACAUAUAUAUAUAUAUAUAUAUAUAUAUAUAUAUAUAUUUAACAGGCAUUUUUUUUCUCUAUAACGCGGUUCCGUGAUACAGAAACUGUGCAUAAUUAACAGUUAAAUUUGUAUAUAACCGUAUAUAAUUAAAAUCAUGGAAAGAGAACGGCGAUAUAAUCCAACAAUUCAUCACUAUGGCGCGCUCUUCUAGCAUGUAGCAUUAGUGAUAUAAUUCUUGAUCUUAAUCUCCUCUUUAUUAGAUUUCCAUGCUUUUCUUGCAAUGUGGAAACUACUUAUCUAUAAUGUAUGAUUACAUUACAGUGAUUACUUUCCAAUUUAGAUAACAAUAUAUUUCCUGAUUAAAUACAGAACAGAUAAAUAUACAUGUAUGACAAUUAAAAAAUUCUUUAAAUAAUAAUUAUUGUACAGAGUACUAUGUAUAAAAUAUUAAUGUUGAAUAUGAUAUUUAUAAGAUUUUUUUGUAAAUAAAACUAUUUUUAUCGUGAUAUCGACAAAAUAUUAAAAACUCGUAACCAUGAUGAAAUUGGUGUGUAACUGCUUAAUUCGAUGAAUUAAUUAAAAAGCGUUUAUAUAGUUAAUCCUCGAUCACGUUAAUCAUAGUGCGCAUCAAUAAACACAUAGAUUUGAAGAUUUUAAAAAAUUUAGCAGAAUAUCCAUUCUCUUCUAAUUGAAAUAAUUAUACACUCAAAUAUAAAAUAAAUACAAAAAUUUUCUGCAAUCAUGCUAGCAAUUACAAAAGAUUCAGUACAAAAUUUUACCUGAUUAUGAUUCCACUAGAUUGUUUGAAUCAUUGCUCUAACUUAUUAUCUCUAAAUAAUUUAUUAAUAAGCGGAAAAAACACGAUGUAAUCUUUAAAAAAUAUAUAAUUUUAAAUCCAUGUUAUUUUUUAAAAGAAAAAAAUUACGUAAAAUGUCCAAUAUUGAAUCAUGAGAGAAUAUAGGUUUAAAAAAAAUAUAAGUAAAAUUAUUUUAUUUUAAUGAAGAAAUGGCACGUAACUAAAGAUGCAUAAGCCAUACUUUAAACUUAAUCCGUUCUUUAAAUGUAAAAAUUCUGUAUGCCUUGAAAAAGUGUUAGAUUAUUUGUUAGAAUUUUUACAUAUGCACACACUUGUUAUUUUGAAGGAAUGAAGGAAAAUAUCAUGAGCUAAUUGAAUGGCAGUGUAUCGAAAUAAUUGUGCAAUGCUUUUCACACACAAAUAAAGGUUGGUUCAGAUAUUUUAAUCAGCAUUAAACCAUUCAUUCAUUAUUUAUAAUUGAUGGGAGCUAAGAAUUAUGUACAGAACUCUUGAGUUAUUUUUGAAAAUUAUGAAAUAGACGGAUAUUGUUCUUUGUACAAAUAUUGUCAAAUAGUUUCAGCUCUUUAAAUUACUUAAAAGCCUUAAUAUAGGCUGAGUGCGAGACUUGAGAGAUCUACAACUUUGCCUAAGACUCGAUUGUCCGCGUUUUAUAAUGGUGACGCAUACAUCAUCUUUCUCAUCCAAAUCUGUAUGUAAUUCAUAUUUUUCAAAUUCUGUUAGAACCGCAUCUAAAUUUUCAACUCUCUCAAUAAGUAACACAGCCACUUCCCUCCAAA
Formica exsecta is the source of this 5516-nucleotide messenger RNA. Its product is annotated as pre-mRNA-splicing factor ATP-dependent RNA helicase PRP16. Gene Ontology annotation, molecular function: ATP binding; RNA binding. The transcript has 4 exons. Bases 463 to 3855 code for a protein of 1130 amino acids. Gene Ontology annotation, cellular component: intracellular anatomical structure; spliceosomal complex. NCBI's taxonomy places the organism in Eukaryota, Metazoa, Arthropoda, Insecta, Hymenoptera, Formicidae. The record is from RefSeq and is a predicted model, not a curated record. Gene Ontology annotation, biological process: mRNA splicing, via spliceosome.